AUUUACCGCCCCAAGAAACACACUAUUGGGGGGGAAAAACGAAUUUCCUGCCCUUUGAAGAGAGUCUCCUUUUAUUUCUAACUUCAAAAUAAUUUCGCAGUGUAAUUUGGCAGCGGCAGCAAUGGAGGAUUGCUCAUCAUCCCUUCCUCCGAACAAAGCAACAACUUCUGGUGCCGCAAAAUACCUAGCCGACCUCCCUUCUCGCGGCCUCUUUUCCUCCACCACUACUGUCGUCUCUUCUACUCCGGGUGGAAUGCGGGUAUAUGUCUGUGAUCAUGAAACAUCGCCUCCAGAGGAGCAGCUUAUUAAGACAAACCAGCAAAACAUAUUGAUUAGGUCUCUCAUGCUUAAGAAGCAGAGGGGUGAUUAUAGUUCAAAAGAUGGCAAGGGGAUUUCCUCAAAUGACAAUGGUAGAAAAAGGACUGCUGAAAAAGCAUUGGAUAGUAGGGCAUCAAGCAAGAAGGCUACUACCAGUAACCAAGUUGCCUCUUGCCAAGAAACUUCAAAAACUCGUACACCUGACAUACAAAAUAUGACUGUUGAGAGACUACGGAUUCUGUUAAAGGAGAAAGGUCUUUCACUGAGAGGAAGGAAGGAUGAACUAAUUGCACGGUUAAAGGACACAUGAAUAAGCAUAUUCCAAGAGUUUGAGGCAGCUAAUUCCAAAUUCCAUUUUGUACACCAUGCAGCUGUGUGAAGUAGGCCCUCGUGUAUGUAUUAUUUGUGUACUUUACAACUAAUUAAGAGUCAACUUUUGGCCUUACAACUCUUUGUGUGCAUUCGUGCGUUUCUGUGUUCUUGUUGUAUGCCAUAGCAUGUUGUUAAGUUGUGAGGGUGCACUAGAUGUAUGCGUUAAUAGCUACAUCAUAUAUCUGAUCUGUGAAAAAGUGCAUGUCAACGACUUCCAAAAUUUUCUACUCUUUGCAAAUUCGGUAUGAAACUGCUCUUUCAGAAUCUACACUCGUUAAUGUAUGAAUCUACUCUCAGCAUCCACUAAUAAUUUUUGAAUCUCUCA
Messenger RNA from Nicotiana attenuata, 1015 nucleotides. RefSeq lists its product as uncharacterized. Gene Ontology annotation, cellular component: Cul4-RING E3 ubiquitin ligase complex. The coding region runs from base 122 to 628 and encodes 168 amino acids. Gene Ontology annotation, biological process: positive regulation of proteasomal ubiquitin-dependent protein catabolic process. NCBI's taxonomy places the organism in Eukaryota, Viridiplantae, Streptophyta, Magnoliopsida, Solanales, Solanaceae. The record is from RefSeq and is a predicted model, not a curated record. The transcript has 6 exons.